AUGGCCGCUGCAAUCAAAGCGAUCAAUGCAAAGAUCCGGUCCAACAAGGUCGCGGACUAUAUCUGCUCGACCCAUUUCUGGGGCCCCGUCUCCAACUUCGGUAUCCCCGUUGCCGCUGUGAUGGACACACAGAAAGACCCGGAACUCAUCUCCGGCCAAAUGACCGGCGCCCUGGUUAUCUACUCCGCUACCUUCGCGCGUUACGCUCUCGCCGUCUCUCCUGCCAACUACCUCCUCUUCGCCUGCCACGCCAUCAACUUCUCCGCUCAGUCUACCCAGGGAUACCGCUAUUUGAACUACUGGAACUGGGGAGGCCGUGAAGCUGCACUUGCUGCGCAGGGUGCGGAGAAGGGCAAAGAUGUUACUGAAGCGGGUGCAUAA
Molecule: messenger RNA, 381 nt
Organism: Aspergillus puulaauensis
Lineage: Eukaryota; Fungi; Ascomycota; Eurotiomycetes; Eurotiales; Aspergillaceae
Product: pyruvate transporter MPC1
Exons: 4
Coding region: 1-381 (126 amino acids)
Biological process (GO): pyruvate import into mitochondria
Cellular component (GO): mitochondrial inner membrane
Source: RefSeq, a predicted model, not a curated record